AUGGAAAACGAUGUACACGCCUGGAUUCAUAUCUUUGCGCUGCUUUGUCUUUGUGACUGGUCCGCUGCACAGUUAUCUUACACCAUUUCAGAGGAGGCGAACAAAGGCACGGUGGUCGGGAAUAUCGCAAAGGAUUUGAACUUGAAUGCACAGGAUCUAGAAACGAGGGAUCUACGAAUUGUUUCGAGUUAUCGUGAGAAAUAUUUUGACGUGAAUUUGCGGACCGGGAACCUGUUUGUCGACACGAGAAUAGACCGAGAAGAGCUUUGUCCGAACACAGCACAAUGCUCGCUGAGAAUACAGGCUGUUUUAAGCAAUCCAAUGAAUGCACACCGGAUUGAGGUUAGUGUGGUAGAUAUAAAUGAUAACUCGCCAGAAUUCAUUGAACAAUUGUAUUGGUUAAACGUCUCGGAAUCACAAUCAGCGGGAGAGCGGUAUUUUCUCCCCAUAGCAGUAGAUGCAGAUAUUGGCAGUAAUUCAGUAAAGACAUACAAGCUGAGUUUAAAUGAACAUUUCUCUCUGGAUGUGCAAAGCGGCGGAGAGCACGGAGUGUCCGCUGAGUUAGUGCUGCAGAAAGCUUUGGAUCGAGAGAAACAGUCGCUAAUUCCGCUUAUUCUGACGGCUGUGGAUGGAGGAAAACCUCCCAGAUCGGGUACAUUGAAAAUUAAAGUAAAUGUAAUCGAUGCCAAUGAUAAUAGUCCCACCUUUAGCAAAGCGCUUUAUAAAGUGCGUGUCAGAGAAAACGCAACUCCUGGUUCACUCGUUAUUAAAUUAAAUGCAACCGAUGCAGAUGAGGGCAUGAACAGUAGGAUCCUGUAUUCCUUUCUCAAACGAGGUAAUAUUGAUCCAUCAAGUAUUUUUUAUUUAAAUUCAGAAACUGGAGAGAUGACUGUGAGGGGAACAUUAGAUUGUGAAGAGACUCCUGCUUAUGAGGUCAGAGUACAAGCUAUGGAUCAAGGUCCUGUUCCUCGUAGCGCACUUGCCAAAUUAUUAAUAGAGAUAAUUGAUGUGAAUGACAAUGCCCCAGUGAUAUCAGUGACGUCACUACUGACGCCUGUAAAAGAAGACGCAGAGCUGGGGACAAUAGUUGCUUUUCUCACAGUGAGUGAUACAGAUGGAGGAAACAAUGGAGUAGUUAACUGUAAGGUAGAGGGCUCUGUUCCAUUUAAACUCAAGUCCAACUACAAAAAUGACUAUUCAUUAGUAGUAGAUGGACCAUUGGACAGAGAAAUUAAUUCUAUUUACAAUGUCACCAUCACAGCUGCAGACGAAGGAAUUCCACCUCUGUCCAGCACCAGGGUCAUUACUGUUCAUGUUUCUGAUGUCAAUGACAACGCACCUCGUUUCAUGGAGCCUGUGAUAAAAGUUUACGUGAAAGAAAACAGUCCAACAGGAUCCAUUAUUUAUACGAUAAAUGCUUCUGAUCCUGACUUGGAUAGUAAUGCAAAACUGACUUACACGUUGUUAGAUAAUUCUCAAAAGAAUAUUCCAAUUUCAUCUAUUGUAAAUAUCAACUCGGAGACAGGAGAUAUAAUCAGUUUGCAGGCUUUGAACUUCGAGGAGCUGAAAACGUUUCAGUUUAAAGUUCAGGCCACAGACUCUGGUGUUCCUCCACUCAGCAGCAACGUCACUGUGGACGUUUUUAUCCUGGAUGAGAAUGACAACAGUCCUUCGGUUCUUUCUCCGUAUUCUGAGCAUGGCUCUGUUAACAGUGAGAGCAUCCCCUAUUCUGCAGAAGCGGGAUACUUUGUGGCAAAGAUCAGGGCUGUAGACGCAGACUCUGGAUACAACGCGCUGCUUUCUUAUCACCUCUCUGAGCCCAAAGGAAACAACCUCUUCCGGAUCGGAACCAGCACCGGGGAAAUCAGGACUAAGAGGCGAAUGAGUGACAAUGACUUGAAAACUCACCCCUUGGUGGUGCUGGUUUCUGAUAACGGAGAACCCUCCCUGUCAGCUACUGUGUCUAUAGAUGUGGUGGUGGUUGAGAGCACAGCUGACAUCCAGACUCAGUUCAGACAUGUGCCCACAAAGGAAGAUGGCUUCUCUGACUUAAACCUGUAUCUGCUGAUCGGCAUCGUGUCGGUGUCAGUCAUCUUUCUGCUGAGCCUCAUCACUUUAAUAGCUGUCAAAUGCCACAGGACAGACAGCAGUUUCAGCAGGUACAGCGCCCCAAUGAUCACCACCCACCCUGACGGGAGCUGGUCUUACUCGAACGCUACUCAGCAGUAUGACGUCUGCUUCAGCUCAGACACGCUCAAGAGUGACGUAGUGGUUUUCCCCGCACAGUUUCCGCCUGCAGAUGCAGAACUGAUCAGUAUUAACGGAGGAGAAACUUAUGGCAGGACUCAGACUUUACCAAACAAAGACAAGGUAAGAUAA
This is a messenger RNA of Limanda limanda (common dab), 2379 nucleotides long. Its product is annotated as protocadherin alpha-5-like. Gene Ontology annotation, molecular function: calcium ion binding. The transcript has a single exon. The record is from RefSeq and is a predicted model, not a curated record. Bases 1 to 2379 code for a protein of 792 amino acids. Gene Ontology annotation, biological process: homophilic cell-cell adhesion. Gene Ontology annotation, cellular component: plasma membrane. NCBI's taxonomy places the organism in Eukaryota, Metazoa, Chordata, Actinopteri, Pleuronectiformes, Pleuronectidae.